ACGGCCCAGAGCCGGGGGACGUGGGGGCUCUCGGGGCGGCGGCAUGGCUGAGGAGGAGAGAAGGAUUUCUCUACUUCACUCCCCGGGCAUGUGACCACAAUGAAAACCGAACUAAGCGAGGUUCUUCCCAAGCAGCGGAGGCAAGACCUCGGAUUGGAGAUCACAGUGAUGAAAGGCAGCGCCCGAAAUAAGGAACAUUCAUCAGAAGCCGAAGGAGCUGGGAAAAGACCAAAGAGAAAGUGUCUUCAGUGGCAUCCAUUGCUGGCAAAGAAACUUCCUGACUUUUCCGAAGAGGAAGAAGAAGAAGAGGAAGAAGAAGAGAUUGAUAAAGUCCAACUUCUCGGUCCCGAUGGUCCGGAGCAGGAUGUGGACGAGACGGAAGAUGACGAGUCUUCGGAGCAGCGAGCUCGUCGACCAAUGAACGCCUUCCUCUUAUUCUGCAAACGCCACCGUUCCCUCGUGCGCCAGGAGCAUCCACGUCUGGAUAACCGCGGCGCCACCAAGAUCCUGGCUGACUGGUGGGCCGUCCUAGACCCCAAAGAAAAGCAGAAAUACACAGACAUGGCCAAGGAGUACAAGGAUGCAUUCAUGAAAGCAAAUCCUGGCUACAAAUGGUGUCCAACCACAAACAAGCCUGUGAAAUCCUCACCACCUGCUGUUACAACUCGAAAAAAGCUGUGGACCUGCCCGCCCGACUCCGUGAAGGAUCUCUCCUCUCCCAAGAAAGCAAAGGCCGAAGACAUGCCUCAGCUCAAUUUUGGGAUGGCAGAUCCCACCCAGAUGGGAGGUCUUAGUAUGCUACUCUUAGCUGGGGAGCACGCCCUGACUGCACACGAGGUUUCCUCGGGCACCUGCCGGUCCGAAGCCUCCGACCCCGUGGGAUCCUGCCGUAAAUCGCCGCUGUUUCAGUUUGCCGAGAUAUCGUCCAGCGCAUCCCAUCCCAGUGUCCCCGAGAAUGUCAAGGCGCGGGAGGACUCCACCCUGUUCCAGUUUGCAGAGAUCUCCUCGAACACUUCACAGCUGGGUGGUCCUGAGAAUACAAAGCGCUGUGGAAAGUCUGCUCUCUUCCAGCUAGCAGAGAUUUCCACCAGUUUAUCACACUCAGGCCCUUCCGAUAUAUCAAAUCUGUACGGAGCAUCAGCUUUGUUACAGCUGGCCGAGAUGUGCCUGGCAUCAGAGCGGGUGAAGAUGGAAGAGUCGAGGGAGAUGACAAUAAAAGAACCUCAGGAUGGCAGGAUGGGAGCCAGUGAGGCCGAAAGGGCCCAGAAGGAAAUCCAGGUGGCGGGACCGGAGGAAGCCGUAGCUCAAGAGCGGGCUGGAUUUGAGAAUCAGGGUGACGAUAGGAUGCGAGCAGCCGGAGAAGAGAGGAAUGUUGAGGUGGGAGGCCCGGAUAAAGCGCGGAAGACAAAGCUCGGGGAUCACGAAGGUGCCAAGAAGGAAGGAGCAGAGGGGGAUCUGAAAUGUGGCCUCUCACUCUCGGUCACGAGCCGAUCUGUCAGAGAUGAGAGUCCCAGCAGACAGGAUCACCUCUGCCAUUCCAGUCCGCCUUCGGCCCAAGGAGACGCCGAAGGGCAGGGCAGACCAGAGAAACUGAAAAAGAAGAAGAAGAAGAGCAAAGCGGACCGGCAUGGGAACGAGAAAUCCACCCCCAAAAAGGCCAGUAAGAAGAGGCAGUCGUCGGAGUCCGACAUCGAGAGCGUCAUCUAUACAAUUGAAGCUGUCGCGAAAGGUGACUGGGGUGUGGAGAAGCUCGCGGGUGUCCCCCGGAAAAAAAUCCGCUCCCCAUCUGGCGGGAAGGGCGAGGCGCCAGACCCCAAGCCACCAAAGAAGAAAGUGAAGUCGAAGGAGAAGAAGCUGUCCAAGGAGAGAUCCUCCGAGACCACCAAAGAGCUGAACCUUCCCGAUCUCGUUAGUAUUACUGCCAACAAGGAGGUGCCUUGCCCCGUGCUGGAGAGGGUGAAGCCGGAAGCGGCGCCCCCGGGGGAGGAAGUCCCUCCCCAGAGCCUGUCCGCCGCUCAGGUCAAGACAGAGGACAGUGACUGUAACCGCAAAAUCGAAACGGGCGGCUCCCGGAAAUCAGAGCGGUCCUGCAAAGGGGCUCUGUACAAAACACUGGUGUCGGAGGGCAUGCUCACGUCCCUGCGGGCCAACGUCGACCGAGGUAAACGAAGCUCAGGAAAAGGCAACUCUUCGGACCAUGAAGGCUGCUGGAAUGAAGAAAACUGGGCCUUCACCCAGGGUGUGACCAGCGGAAGCAAGAAGCUGAAGAGGCCAAAGCCAAAGGAAGAAUUUGCCAUUGGCUUAGCCAAGCUGGAAGAGGAAUUUGAGAAAAAAUUCAACAGCCUCCCUCAGUACAGCCCCAUCACAUUUGACCGGAAAAGCGCUUCUGUUCCCAGAAAGAAGAAGAAGAUCGGAAACGUGUCAGCGGAGCAGCUGAAACCCAGCAAAGGUUCAAUCCAGUCUCAGAAAAAGCACCUAUUCCACAAAAUUGUCAGCAAAUAUAAGCACAAAAAGGAGAAGGCUAAUGUUCCAGAAAAAGCCAUAUUUCCCGAAGACAAAGCCCCGACGGAGCCGGCUCGGAAGAGUAAGAACGCUGCCGCGACCCCGGACAGCGCGGAGUCGGCGGCCACACACGAGCCCCUGGUCGGCAGCCAGAAGCGGAAAGCGAGGAAAACGAAGAUCACCCACCUCGUCAGGACGGCCGACGGACAGGUGUCCCCGGCCGGGGAGUCUCUAGAUGACAGAGCCAAGGAGCAACUGCAGAGCGAGCUUCCCAAGGCGGCGGGCGCCGAGCCGGAUGGCGGCGAUGAGUUCCCCGGAAGCACCGAGGCAGAGGAGGCGCAUCGCGUCGCAGACAUGCCAGCUGUGUCUGCCUUCUUCAGUCUCGCUGCCCUGGCUGAGGUGGCAGCCAUGGAGAACGUGCACAGAAGCCAGAGGGGGUCUCCGUUGGCCCGCGACGGACAGCCGAAAGAAAGACCCCAGGCUCCCGUACUCAUCUCCUGCGCCGAUCAGUGAAUGCCCCACUUUAUUGUAAAACAGUGUGCUUUCCCGAUUAUCCUAGCCUUGUCUUUAUUGAGGAAAGCCAGUCAGCCCAGCGGAUGGGAAAUAGAGACUUCCCGUAAGUGCUUAUCCACCCGCACGGCCCAGAUUUCACUUGAAGCCAGAAGCUAAGACCUCGGGCCUGGUUCAGCCCAAGGACCCCGGACACUUCGAGGGUGAUGGUAUUUGUCCGCAAAUUCACGAACAGAAAACGGAAUUGUCCUGGAACUUUGCUUUCUAUUGAAGGCUCUUACUGGUAAAUAGAUGGUUCUUGGGAAGCGGCGGCUCGUAGAGCAAAACCGUCUUCACCAACCAGAGAGUGGGGAAAAACUAGUUUCGUAUAAUACUUAGUUAUUCUAAAAACAAAACAAAAACUGACGCACUGCACUAGUUAUUAUUAGAUAUUCUUAGUCAUUUUUGUACAUGAAGAUUUAAGUUCUAAGAUGGUUUAUAUAAUAGGUUAUGCCGACAUUUAUAUUGUAGGAGAAAUUUAAAGUCCCGUUCCGGAAAAAUCCCAAACAGCCUGGAGCAGGCGCGCCAUCGGUAAGCGGUGUGUGCUGGCUUCACGGCUCACAUCUUUCUGCACUUUGAGAAUUGCCACUGAGAGUGGUGGUUUUGCUGGUAAAAACACAAGCAAAGUCUGGUUGUUCUUACACGUCGCGUUUUGUUUUUCCUUCCUUCCUCUCCCUCGCGUCCCCUCCCCCCCCCUUAGGAAUUGCAAUGGGCAAAUCGUGGUGAAUCUCCCCCCACCUUACCUCCCCCGUCCCCCCCACCGCUGGGGUAAGAGCCCGGAGGUUUAAUAUGCGUGUCUAAUGCUUCGAGGUUUUGGUUAUUUUCGCUUAGGGGCCUGCAAGGGGCGGGAAUGUUGAAAGAAGCAAAACUAA
Tachyglossus aculeatus (Australian echidna) is the source of this 3923-nucleotide messenger RNA. RefSeq names its product BBX high mobility group box domain containing (gene BBX). Gene Ontology annotation, molecular function: RNA polymerase II transcription regulatory region sequence-specific DNA binding; DNA-binding transcription factor activity, RNA polymerase II-specific. The transcript is spliced from 16 exons. The record is from RefSeq and is a predicted model, not a curated record. NCBI's taxonomy places the organism in Eukaryota, Metazoa, Chordata, Mammalia, Monotremata, Tachyglossidae. Gene Ontology annotation, biological process: regulation of transcription by RNA polymerase II. Gene Ontology annotation, cellular component: nucleus. The coding region runs from base 100 to 3015 and encodes 971 amino acids.